AUGGCUAUAAAUAAAAGCUUCUGCCCUGGGAAUAUCCCUAUUGCCAUCCAAAGGUUUCGAAAUGACGAUGAGCUUGCUCGGUUCAAGUUCAAUACUCUUACGCAACCACUAUCCGGCGGCCACUGUCAAAUCUACAGGCUCGGAUUCUCCGACAAUGUCGACUGGGCCGUUCGAAUACCAAUACACCUAAGCUCCUAUUCUAAGGAGGAAAUCGUCUCCGUUCUUAUGACAGAAAUCGAAACCCUCAAACAUCUAGAGGAUUGCCAAUUCCCAUGGUCACCGAAAUUAAUAGGCUAUGACAUGACAUUUGACAACGCUGUUGGGUUUCCAUUUCUCGUUUUAACCUGGAUCCCAGGCGAGCCUUUAAGUUGGACAGCGAUAACCCCGAAGAAACGAGUGGAUCGCGAGAGGGUUCUCGACCAGAUUGCGAAGAUUAUGGUAUCUCUCAUAUCAUGUACACGCAGAGAUGGUGACUCGGCAUUGGAGUACUUCACGAAUAAGAUCGACCAGAAAAUCAUUCGAAUAUGUCAAGGCCGCCUUCCCGAACUCGAAGUCAACCAUUGCCUCCUUUUGAAACGCAUACUCCCAGAGGUCCUACACCCGGAACUAGAUAAUGCUCCGUCGUUCAUCGACCAUGGCGACCUUUCAGCUGGAAAUAUUAUUGUGGACCCGGAGUACAACAUCAAAGGGAUUAUCGACUGGGGCUUCGCUAGUUAUCAACCUUUUCAGCUUGCUGCUAAAAGACCGAGCGAACUUUCUGAAGGCAUUGCAGCAGGAAUUGCCGAACUCUUCAGUUAUCGUGCCCCUGCUACUGAGACUAUAUUCGGCGCCAGACGUCGAUUACAGAAGGCUUGUUCUAGAAGCGAUUCAUAUGUGGGUAGCGGUGCCGUAUGCAAGGAGCGGUGCCAUAUGCAAGAAGCGGUGCAAGCUGAAGGCGGCGCAAUGGUAGAUGCCGUCCAGAAUCAAGCUAUAUAUAUGGACUCACUCUCCGGGUUUAAAUUCGCAUACCUGCUUUCUUACCACAAGCCAGCCAAAAUGUUAGUUGGAGACUAUAUGCCUGGGCACUUUCAAGCCCUUCCCACCCUCGAGGCCGCACGUGCAAAGUUCAGAGCUAUCAACGGUGAUGAGCUUGUAAAGGGUGUUUUUCGGCCCUUUUUUGUUGAUGGUGGAAUGGAAAAGAGACUUGGCCUGACUAUCCUCCAUCGCCAUUUUGACUUGAAUGCCGAUGAGAGGCUUGUCGACUACAACGGAACCUCUCUUCCUUGGCCUGCGGCUCCCACCCAGGGGAUAGAGGAACCCUAUGCGUCCAUCUGGUCAAAGGCCGCCGACGGCACAUUCCGGCCUACCGAGUAUCGUUAUUCUCAGAACCAUAAGGCGGCGGCAAUCGGCCCGGCAGAGCUCAGUUUUAUGGAAGAGUUCGAUAAGCUCCUUCAACAUCACGACGCAUCGGACCUCUUCGGCCUUUGUCUCUAUCCAGGAGAUGACUUCGAAGGCUCCUGUGAGAUUACCGUGGGUCGAGCUAACAUCAAUUUGAAACCGGCAGAUUAUCCUAGCGACCUCCAGGUAGUGGACACCACGUGGUUCUUCUCUGCACCACUGUGGACUCAAGCAGAAGGGAAACAGGAACUCGUUCUUAUUGUGGUCUGGGCGAAGGAGUUAGGAGGCGUUUAUGACGCGGAGGAGCUCGCGUCUAAGAUGGGAUACUCUGAUUCGAAUGCUGACAAUCGAAAGCCAAGGAAUCAUCGUGAUGAAUAUCUAGUGGAUCGUGGAAUUGGAGAUGAGUAUCGCGUCUUAGCUGUUUUUGAGGGUGGUGGCCCCGACUCCGUUGUGACGUUUGAAUGCUCCUCUUACAGGAUUAAAACGACACUCCCUAACGGCUACUUUACUGGAAGAGACGGAGAGAGUCCAUUGGAGAAAAUUGGGAACGAGAUUUAUCGUCAUACGGGCGUGCGCGACGACUCUCUCCGCGAUUAUCUUGUGCAGUCUGUGGCACGAACACCGUCUUUAUGGUAUUUGGUGGGGAGUUGA
Messenger RNA from Arthroderma uncinatum, 2028 nucleotides. RefSeq lists its product as uncharacterized. The record is from RefSeq and is a predicted model, not a curated record. NCBI's taxonomy places the organism in Eukaryota, Fungi, Ascomycota, Eurotiomycetes, Onygenales, Arthrodermataceae. The coding region runs from base 1 to 2028 and encodes 675 amino acids. The transcript is spliced from 7 exons.